UUUGUGAUUGGAUAAGAAACGGAUGCACCACAGGAGUUCUAAAGUGAUGGACGGGGGUUGCAGCGUGGACGAAUCGUUCCAUGGAGAAUCUUGUUCCAUGGUGUAGUGCAAGGGAAGCUGCGAGAACAGAUCGAGUGUUGUUGGCUUUGUAAUCCUGUUGAUAACUUUUUGAUAGUGGAAGCGGUACGUGGAUGUUAGUAUAAGUAUGAGAAUUUUUUUAGCGAGACUAGUGUGAAUGCAUAAACCCUUGAAAAACAAUAUUAUCCCGAGAAUAAAAAUGUCCCGGUCGUCGUACAAGCCAAUGGAUAAACAUUGGGAUCCAAUGCAAGAAGCAUACAGAGAUCCUCAUUUCAAUUCGUACAAAGAUGGGCCAGGAGCCAACCUGGAUUUAGACAAACAACCCUGUUCCUUAGGGACAUCGAAGGAGAAAACUAUGUUUAAAUUAUAUGUAGGAAAUGUGCCAACAGACAUUGAUAAGGAUGGGAUAGAAAAUAUUUUCAGAACUGUUGGAGAGCCAAUUGAUGUUAUGCGUGCUCAUCCGCCGAACAAUUUUGCGUUUGUGACCUUCCGCACUCUUGGGGAAGCUGAAGAAGCAAGAAGGCAAUAUGAUCGUCGUCCUCCUAUGAACUUGAAAAUAGAGUAUGCUAGAAGUCGUGAUGAGCCUGUGAAAAAGAGGCUAACAGACAAUUUUGAAUUGUCUGGAGUGACAGAAAAUCGGGCUCUUAGAAAACCUGUUGAAAACUCAAAACCAAGGUAUCGAGGCCCUGUCUGGGAAAUGACGCUUGGCAAAGGGCGUGGACUAGCUGUUGCUCCCUUUGAAGAUCCUCGAACUGUUAGGCCUGGCAAUACUCGAGAGACUUCUGAUAUUCGCCAGUUUCAGCAGUAUGGUGGAAGUAAUUACGAUGAAUCAAAUACUGCAAUUCUGAAGGGAGUGCAGCGUGAGAACGGUCCAGGUGGCCCAAAAAAGUUCGUAAUGGGGAGAGGUUGUUUUGAUAGGGAAAUGGACAAAUUGUGUCAGCCCAAAAAAUUGGAAGACGUCAUUGACAAUUUGCAUGAAGCAAAGACAUCUAUUGAAACUUACUUCCAGAGGAGAAAUGGAACAUUAGAGUUUUCAAAGAAGGAAUAUCCUCCAAAGUGGGAACAAGGGACUUGCACUUUAUGUAAGGAACCUUCAACACAAUAUUGUGCCCAGUGCAAUGAUUGGUAUUGUUCUAGAACUUGUCAAGAGAAAGAUUGGCCUCGACAUCGACAAUACUGUGGAAUGCCCUCAAGAAAAAAUCAACAUGAUUCUGCAAAUGGAGCAAAUGCAAAUCAAAUCUCACCCCCAAGAAAGGGGAAAGUGAAAGGAGGGAGAGACUUCAAUUUUUCUCAGCAAAAUAAUGGCUACACCCCUCAGUCAGUGGAGACAAUAACUUCAGACACCAGAUAUUCCAAAAGGAAAGAUGAAUAUUAUACCAAAGAACAUGGUGCCUGCUCUGAUGAAAGACAGAGAAGUCCUCAGAAUAAGGAUGCAAUAAUAACAAAGGUAGAAAAGUCUAACAAAAAAGGAAAUAUGAAUUCAUCUCGAAAUGGUAGUGAUGAAUCGGAAUGUUCCUUUGAAAAGGAAAAUAAUUCAUGCAAUGACAAACACUUGCUCACUGAUUCUAAUAAACCAAAAUUCACAAAGAAAGGACCAGAGAAUAAAUACUAUAAUAGGAAUGGCAAAUUUGAUGGAAAUCAAACUAGGAAUCCCAAAGACAAUUAUAAUAAAAAUGCAUCUUCAGAAAAAUCGCAUGAUAUAAAUUUUCCUGCGCCCUGUAGUUCAAAAACGGAAAGUAGCGGGUUUACUAAGGGGCAAGCAUCACCCCCAAAAGAUAAUAGGCAAAAAGCUGCAAACCAGACUAAUCCUAUUAAAGAGAGUCCAAAAAGAAUUGCUCCUGAGAUUUUUGAAGAAAAUGAACUGUUGCCAGACACCUUCACAAAUGUAUCUAUACAAGUAGUGGUAGAUUCUGAUCAGUACUGGGUUGUAUUGUCCUCGAACAUGUGUGCUAUAGCUUCCAUGUCAAAUGCAAUGGAGAGUGCUUUGACUGAAAGAGCUCCAGUGCAGUUGGGGGCAUAUUGCAUGGCAAGAUAUCAAGACAUGUGGUUCAGAGCAAAAAUUACUUCUGUGCAUCCGACAUUAAAAGUGUUCUUCAUUGAUUUUGGUAAUGAAGAAACCGUUACUUCGGAAGAAAUAAAAAUCCUUCCUGAUGCUGUUAAAAAAAUGCCUGCACAGGCUGUGCAGAUCAAGUUAGCACCUGGAACAUCUCAGAAGUAUCAGAUGCUGAAGGAAAAUGAAGAUCUGAGUGUUAAACGUGUCCAUCAAAACAAAGAUGGAAUUGUUAUUGUGCAUGUGGAGGGGGAAGUAUAUGAGCAUAAUAGUGGGGUUCCAACUGAUGAAGAAGAGACUCCCUUAGCUUUGCAGAACACUACGGUUCUGUUAAAAAAGGGCAUGAAAUGCACUCUCUGUGUAACUGAAUGUAAUAAUGCUGAAUUUUUGGCAUGUUUAGUUCCUGUAGAUAUGAAACAUCAUUAUAAUGAUUUGUUUAGUCAAGAGUUUCAAGAGGAAUGUGAACGUUUACCUGUGAUUAGUGUUUUCCCCAAAAUUGGGGAAGCUGUUAUCGCAAAGUUUUCUGAAGAAGGUUGGCUUCGAGCCUAUAUUUUGCAUGUAUCUAAUAAAAAUGAAUUCACUGUUGCUAGUUGUGAUUUGGGUCUGGUUGAAACUGUGAAAGAAGUAAAAAAAUUGCCUCUGAAGUGUAGGGAGAUUGUUCAAUUUGCUGUUGAAUGUGUUAUCUUGGAAGAAAACAAAUCUCUAGAUGUGCCUAAACUUAUUGGGUUAGUCAUUGAAAGUUGUUCUUCUGACUCAGCUAUUGCUGUGUUGAGUGGAGAAGAAUGUAAAAUACAAAUUAAGAAGUGGGAAGUCCCUUAUGAAUUGUAUGAAGAACUAAAAUGUGUUGAAUUAAAGAACGGAGAUUGUGUUAUAUCGGCUGAAAUGUCUCCAUUUGAAUUAUACAUUCGACCACUCUCAAGUCAGUGUAUUGACACUUAUAAUAGGUUAUUACAGGACGUCGCAAAAUAUUGUUUUAAAUCAGCACCCUUAAAGUAUACACCAAAAAUAGGACAAGUCUUGGCAGCUCGAUUUACUGAAGAUGGUAACUUUUAUCGAGCUAUAGUUCGUGAAGUUAAUAAAUCCAAAGGAGUGAAAGUACAAUAUAUUGACUUUGGUAAUGUUGAGUUUGUAAAUCAAGAGGCAUUAAAGCCUCUUAACAAUACUCUUCGCAGUGUAGAAUGCUGUGUAGUAAAAGUGGUUUUAGAAAAUGUGGUUGAUAGACCGUUGAAUGAAGAAGUGCAGAAACUUUUCAAGGAUCUUAUUUUGGGUAAUACACCAUUGAAAGUAAAAAUAUCAGAAGGUAACAAGGUUUCCCUUUCCUUAAAAGAUGGAACUAAUUUAAAUGAAAAAAUAAAUAAAAUGCUAAUGCCAGGAUGGAAGAAAGGGAUAACAGAUAAGAAAAUAUACACAAUUAAUGAUGUCACUAUAGAAAAAUUGGAAUGUAAUUCUCUUUUGGAAUUGGCCAUAAUUAAAGUUAUGAAUCAAGAUUAUGAAAUUAUUGCCAGGCCUAAAAACAGUCAAACAAUACAGGUUCUCCAAAAUGAUCUUCAAGAUAUAAUUAAUGAGUACUGUGAAAAUGUAGGCCCUUACACACCAAGGGAGAUGGAGCUUUGCGUUGCAAAAGUUGAAAAUAAUUGGAGUCGUGCCUUGUGUUUUUCUGGUGGAAACCCUCUGGCACUUUAUCUUUUUGAUACUGGAGUUAUGGUGUAUUUGACCCAUGAGAAUAUUAGAAAGUAUUCGAAAGACUUUACUGUUGUGCCUGCUGUUGGAGUGCAUUGCAAAAUCAAAACAGAAGUGACUCAUUCAAGGCAAGAAGAUAUUUCACGUGCUGUUCGUCAUUAUUUAAAUACAAUGAGAUAUAUCACAGCAAAGGUUAUUGAAGAAUCAGCUGAAGAUUCAUCUCUUAAAGGAUAUGUCAUUUCAGUGCCAGAGUUGGAUGAAAUCUUGAUGACGUUGUGAAACAUUUUCAAGAUAAUCUGAAGUAAGAUAUUAUACUCAGAUACUUAAUAUUCAUGUUUAGAAUCAUUCAAACUUCAUUGUACUUUAAUUUCUUUAUUUUUGUCUUUGACUUUGUAAGUUUUAUUUACCUAAAGUACACAAUUUUGUAUUAAAACAUAUUUUUCCAUGUUUUCUUUUCUAUCCUACAUAAAUUGACCCAUCAGUUGUAUUUGAGUGUGAUCAAGACAGGAGGAAAGGCUACAGGUUGUAAAAUAUGUGACAAUGAUCGAUGAGAAUUAUUCUGAUUCAGAUUGUUUUUUUUGUAGAGUUCUUUGAAAAAUCAUAAUUUAGUUCCCUUUUGUGUUUUGACUAGGAAUAUUUUUGGGAAGUACUGAAGAUUUUUCUUUCAUAGUUUUUCCUUACCUUACUUUUCAUUACAUUUUUAAAUAUGCUUCAAGUUUCGUAUUGAAGGAUUUUUUUAUUUUUUUUUAAAGGAAAGUGAACAAUUCAGAAGGUAUAAUUGACAGUGGGAGUCAAUAGAAUGGUUUCUCUGACAUACGAAUCUCUUAUGCCUGAAUUUAAUGAAUUGGGUUUAUUCAGCCUUCCUAUUAUAGUAUAAUAUUGUGAAUUUAAACAGAAAAAUUAUAAAUGUCAUGAUAAAGGAAAUUGAAACAAAUUAAGAGAACAAACUGAGUCAGUUAAUAAUAUUAUUAUACAUUUGUCUUACUUAAUUAUUAUUAUUAUUAUUACUAAAUAAUUUCUUGGUAAACAUUCCGUAUUACUUUGUUACAUUGCUGAUUACAUACAUUUUCAUGCUUCAGUUAUGAUAUCCUGCUCUCUUCCCUUUAGAGGAUUAUUUAACCUGCUUUUGAAAAUAGUUAUAUGUAACUGAAUUUUUUGGUUUUAUAUAACUUCGUUAUUUGAAUUUAUAUUUUGGGUUUGUGACCUGCAUAGUUAAUCAAAUUAUUUUCUGUGUAAUGGCUGAAUGUGACAGUUUUAUAUUCUGCUCUUUUUUGAAAAUGGUAUGGAUGAGACUUCAAAUUCAAUCCUCUUUUAUUUUAAUGUUUGACUUAAAAGCUGGUGAACUGAACUGUUUACAUUUGUGUUUAGUAUGCUGUGUCUAAUCUCUUUACUGGCUUAGUUAUCAGUUUCAACAGCUUUUUUCCCAUUUGGUAAUUGAAGAUGAAACAUUUGUACAGAAGUUUUUUAUUAGAACAGCAUCAUUCUUAGGAUAGCUUAGUUCUGUGAUUUUGGACUCACCCUGGAACAAACGUAAUUUUGAGAAUUUGUGCUGUUAAUUUUCUAAGUACAUGGUGUGAAGGCUUGAGUUCAAUAACAAAAUACUUCCCCUCCCCUCCCACCGCAAAGCUUCAGUGCAGCAUCAGCGCUUCCCUUCUCACCUAGAAAGCUCCCAUUGCUGUGUGCGAAUGAAAUGAAUUAUUGUUGCAAGCUAAAUUUUGUUUUGCGAUAAUCAUGCAGGUAGGUUAAUUGAUUUGUGUGUGACAUGUUAUGCACUGAAUAGUAGUUAUGUUCUAAUUUAAUUUGCAUCAUAGUAAAAAUUAGAAUGUAGUGCAUAAUAGAAAAGACCUAGUGAGUGUAAGUAAUGUUCCCCUUUGUUAUGUUUGUGAAGUUGAAUGCUUUAACAUGAAGAUGUUAUGAUACAGCUUCAAAGCUUGAAGUUCAUAAUCUUUUCCCAGAUUGAGACUGAUCCCUAAACAGUUACUUGGCUGCUCUUCUUCUGAAACAAUGUUUUAAAUGUCUGCUUGGCAUAAAAUGUACUAAAUUUGAUCAUCUUAUGUUUAUUGCUUCAUUCUUCUUUCUUAUCUUGCCCCUGCCUGUUAUGAAUAAGAAUCAAAAUUAGAAUAAAAGAGGCUUCUGAAAAAGUAAUCAAUCACAUUGAUCAGUUUAAUUCUGUAAAUUAGUGUUUGUAUAAUGUGCAAUGCAAUGUCCAAGUGUAUUACAAACGUAAUUUAAAGGGAGGUUAUGUUAAAAUAGUUUUGAUUCAUUUCCAAUUGAUAUGUCAUUUUGUAUGCUGAUUUGCGAGAGAAAUUACUGUAAAACUAUUUAAAAUAAUUAACACACAACAAAAUAUAUUUGAUAUAAUGUGAAAGAGCACUACCAUAAUACAUAAAAUUACCAUGAGAAAGUGUAGGCAUCUAUGAUCAGUCAGAAUCUGCUUGGCUGCCCAGGAUAUAGUGCGUCCCAAGGCACAGGUGCCAAUGCCCUGAGGAAGAUUGCAUCAUGACGGCUAAAUUUUUGGCAUCUGUUCCUAAGACACAUCGUUUCCUGGAUCACCAAGUAGAAACAAUUAAUAUGUGUAUACAUAAUUCAAUACUACAAGUAAUUUGCAUACUAUCACAUAUUGUAAUUUAAUAUCUAAGUUAGCAAAUUAAUCGAGUCAAUGUUCUUUGUUGCUUUAGUCUCAUACUAGUUUUGAUGCUUCGAGACUAAAGACAACUACUAUGUAUGAGGUAAUGUGUUGACAACUUUUACCAAAGAAGUCAUUGUAUUGUAUUAAAGAAGUGUGCAGGCCAUGUACUUGUGACUUCGAGGAUGUUGAAAAGCAUAGGAAUUUGUAAUGCUCAUUAUGGAUCUUGAAGGCUUCAUGCAUGUUGCCACAUUUUCCUAGCUGUAAGUGCUAGGAAGUUGAAGUCCCGUUAGUCGUUACUUGCGAAUCGUUUUGAGAUCCAUAGGUAUGCGUGUGUCUCUAUGUAUUUUUGCUAACAAGUUUUCAUUUCAAGGCCAAAUGGCUGAGACCAAUUUAACUAUUGGGAAAACACAUAUAAAGCACGGUUAAUUCAUCACAUUUUAUUGAGUCAAAGGCUUUCUCCAGUGAGAAUUUGGCCUUGUUAUUCCUCUUUGAAAUGUAACUUGAUGUCCCAUUUGAAAUGAUAGAAGAUUUUGAUGUCUAGAUCCUUAAAAACGACCGUUUCAACUGCAUUCCUUCUGUCCAUAUGGUAAGAUGUGUUAAAUCUUCCAAUAUGCGUGACCAUAAGUUUAAAAUGUAACAUGUAAACUCUUGACCAUUCAUUAAUUGAAUCUACCAUUUUGGGUGGUGACUCGCCAGGGUCGUAGGGGUGUUGUCUUAAGUCUUCCUACUAAGAAAACUCAGCGUUGGGCAGAUCUCUUGGACACAGAAUACAAAAGAUUGGACCAGUUGUGACCUCUGGUGAACUGCUGUGAAUUCUUCUUGGGGAGGUCAUUGAUUUUCUCCAAUUCUCAUCAAGAAAGAAUUGUAUCUAGCGGAGAAACUCCUUUUCUGCUAAAUGUGCAAAUUUGUAAAGAAACAUCCAAUAAUUUAUCAAAUGCAUGAGAAAAGUAGAGUCGAUAUUAUUCAAAUCUGUAGUCCAGUUUUGCAGUGAAGGUAAUAAAGAUGUUGCUUGUACAGAAACUGCCUAUUGAACUUCCUCAAUUUGUUGGGAAGAUAAAGUUUUCUGAAGUGUUAGUGGAUUUGAAUUCUUGAAUGUUGUUGGUUUCUUCCAUAAAUAAAGUAAGGUAUGAUGUUGAUAACUCCUUCAAUUAAUUUGUUAACUUGUUCUCUAAAAUCAACGAUAAUUUACUUGAACUAUACCAAGUUGUUGCUUAGGACUCUCAAAUUUAUAUUUUGUGGAGGUCAUUAUAAGGGUAGUGGAAGUGCAUGACCACACAGCCUAAGCUAAUCGCAACUUGAAAUUGUUGUUGGAUUAAAAUAAGAAUAGGGUUGACGCUUGUAAUCAGCUAUUCCAUGUACAUUUUAAUAGAAACUAGUGACGAUUGCAUUGGUUUCUUCCUUCAAUACAUGUGAGGGUAAAUCAACUACAAACCAGAAUGUUAUAAUUUAAAUUAAUUGAUCCUUCAAAAACGUGAAAAUAAACAAGUUUCUUUUUCUAUAUAGUCCCCUGACUUAGAAACAAGUUUUCCCAGCGGAUUGGUAGUUUUAUUUAUCCCACUCUCAUCCCACUCUCAUAAAAUGAAGAUGGUUGGAACACCAGCCAUUUGUGCAUGAACUCUGUCACAGAAACAAUCUUCAAAUUUCUGACCUCAAAGUGCUUUUUUCAGAGGUUUGAACAAAUGAAGUUGUAUGUUUAGACUCUAGGGUGGAUUUUCUAGUGUACACCAGGACAAUACUGUAAGUUGUAGAGUUAUUGCUGCAGUAUUUGGCUGAGCAUUGUUGUGAAGCACGAUCACAAUUCGGAUUGGAAAUAGUGUCAUUUUUAACAAUAUGCUCAUUUUGCUUCAUCAGGAAGUUGGCAGUGGUAUGCAGCAUUCACAGUGCGAUGUUCAUAGAAUAAUUGAUCAUUCAAUAAUUUCAUCCUUAAUCAGUGUGAACAACCCCUUUGAAUUCAAAAAAGACUGUCAUGAUCUUUCCUACAGAGUAGAGCAUUGGUUUUCACAGGUGCAGAUUCAUUCGUCUCCAUGCUGGAUGUUUCGAUUCCAAGGUGUAAUGGUGCACCCAUCUUGUGAGCACUUUUUGAAACCCCAGAGUUUCUGUAAUAAUGAAAUAAGCUCUUCCAUAGAUUAUACUGAGUUCAAAAGCAAUUUCAGCGAGUUCGGUGAUUGUCAUUGAGAAAGCUGGAAAUGGGGGAAAUUGGCUUCUGUCUAACAGGCCUUUGAGUGCCAUUGAGGGAGUCAUAUUGCCAGUUGUUUCUCAUCCUUUUACAAAUUCUUUGUACCAUGCAGACACUUGCGUUUUCUGCAUGUUGUUUCUGAUCUGUGCCAUCAGGUGUCUUACAAUAUUGGACGAUUUUACACCCUCUGUAGUCAGGAAUUUUAUUGUAAUUGUUGCGCGACAGAUGGUGGGUACCUCUUGUGUUGAUAUUGCAAUUGUGACUGACGCAGUUUCAUUGUCAGCCUGAUUAGCACACAAGUUGUUUCCUGGAAUCUCAACCAACACUACCCAGAAGGCACAUCCUUUUCCUUUCAUCUCGCAGCACUUAAAACCAAAAUUCCAGUUUGUGUUUGACUCUCCCUCGCACUAACCUUGCUACGGCAGUGAGCAUCAUAACAGUAAAAGUAGAUUAUAUUUUUCUUCUUCCUUGACAAGGGUUCUGAGCCAAUUGUCCAUACCGAAACUCAGCACUGCGCUGACCACAUUAUUCUAGGUCUACCUACAUCUCUAGCCCUUACGUUUACCAAAGGUAGCUCUCUUAUAUAGUUUUAUUUGGUUCCAUAUUAAUAUGUUGGAACCAUUCCUGUUGAUAUUUGUUAAUGUAAUUUACUAGACUAUAAAUUAUAUUUUUUAAGAAUAAAUUAUUUCCGUUGUAAUGUGUGUACUUGUUCAGGAAUUUAAAUCGAAAGUGCACAAAACCUAUUUCAUAGUGAAAGAACAAUUGUCACAAGGAAUCUGCAGUUGUAGGUGUUGUGCAUCUGGGGAGUUUCAUAUAUAACUCGCUGUACUUAUGUUUUUGGAUUAAUCUCAAGCUCAAUUACAUAUACAAUGCUUUACAGACAAUGUAAAGAAGCUAAUAAUUUUAUUAACAUCACGAAUACAAACGCCUCAACUUUGAGUCAUAAGCUUUGUCUGUUAUCGAUGGAGUCCUUCCAAUGCUCUAUCCAAAUCUACAGAGGAGUCAAAGAGCGACAUUGUCAGAUGCAGCUGAAUAAAGCUGGAGAUGGAUGACAGCUGCCUGAAGUUCAGCCACAUUGUGAAUUCUGUGUUGAUAUUCAGAAGACUAAGAAUUUUUGGUUUUUGUAGACUAAAAAUAAUAAGGCUGGCAGUUUCAAAUUGGGAGAAUGAUCUGGCGUCACCAGAGGCUCAUGAAGUCAAUCUGGGGUUGCAAGAAUGUUUUGUUCAGUGUUCUCUCACUCCGAUAUGUCAUGUAAGUUUUCAUCCCUCUACACACAAUUGGGUCUGUUAACACUUCCCACAGCUUGACAUUUUACAUCUGUUCAAAUCUGAAUUUUCCUUCCACAAGUUUGUGGACUGUGUGUGACAUCUGACUGAAUCAUCAUUGUUAUGAGUAUUUAUUAAAUGAGGAUGAUAUUGCUGUAACUGUCCUUCAUUAUUCUCAGCAGUGUCUAAUUUCUUGUAUAAAUAUGCAGCUUCAUACACAUUCAUUUGUUCUAAUGAUUGCUGUGUUUAGGACAGUUACCCAAAACAUUUUUGUGUACUUCUUGUCAGUGAAAAAUUGUAUAUGUAAAUAUGGGCCAUCUUGUAAAUUUAUGGCUUAUAGGAGUGGUUUCCGGGAUUUCCCAGGAGUCUACUUUCAACCUGUUGUUUGUUAAGUUAGGUUUAUGGCUAUUUUGAUGCUUAGGUCGUUAGAAUAAGACUCUUUUUAAAUGAUAAACAUUAAUUAGAAGUGCAUAUUGAAUUCCCAGCCUUUUUAUUAUUUUUCAAGGUUCUUAAUUUUGCUACUAGUCUUCUAGCACUUGCUAGUGAACUGAAAAAACAUUUUCUCAAUUUUAUUAUUAUUAUUCAGAGUGGCAUUUCUGACAGUUUCUCAACGAGUUGAUGCUCUGCAAAUGUUCUGAUCCGACCUCAAGUAUUGAACAUUAGCUUCACAAUUGCCCAAUUGUCAAUUUAUUAUACCCAGUAUAGUAUUAUUAGUGAUAAUGAGUAAUACUUGUACAUAAACUGAAUCUAGUGAAACUAACAUUUUUGACAUUUGAGAAGAUUGUCCUCAUAGUAUCAAAGUGAAGAAAUCGGGAGAAGUUUCAAACUUUAAUUGAGGAAAUUUGUCUGAAGCAAUAUAACUAGAAUUCACUGAUCUGUCAUUAUGGAAGAGAUUUUCUUACCAUUCCAGGACAUUUUUUCUCUUGUUGCCACAAGGUAUCUUCCGAAGAGGAUACCUUCCAAAAUCUGCCUGUUGUCAGAACUGUUUCUGACUUAGGAGUUUUGAGCUGCUGGAAUUGCAUUUUCAAUAUCUAUUAGGUAAUAAAAUCAAGGAUUUAUGUUCCUGCAAGAUGGUUUAGAUUGUUUUCCAAAUAGUAGACUGAUGUUUACAGUAAAUUCCACUUCACUGUGACAAACAAACACGCCUUUCACAAAAGUAUUUCCACAUGUGAUGUAAAUAGUGAAGGUCUUUUUGUUGGUUGAAAUGCCGGCUGCUUCUGCCACCUUACACCCUUUUAUUUGUUUCUGACAGAAAACCAUUCACUUCAACAUUAAUUUCUGGGUUCACCAGAAUGAGGCUUAUGACUAGACAUUCAGUGAUUAGGCACUAAAAAAUAGACUUUUAGGAGCUGCUAAUUGCAACCAAUUCCAGCAAUUUUGUAUUACUCUUGAAUCAUAAUAAAAUGUGUGUAUCUCAUUCUCAAUAGAAUUAGUGUCCUCAAAAUUGUGAAUUAACAUAAUCAAAUUGGAAGAUCAUGUUCUGAUGACUGGCUGGACAUUGAUAGUCUGCUGACACUUGUACAUUCUUAUGAGCCAUAGAAUCUACUUUGGUCAUCUCUCUUGUGUCCUGGUCUGGUAAUAUCUGAAAAGACAUUAACUCUUGGGGUAAUAUUAGAAGAAAACCUCUUUAACUUUUUACCAGAAGGCAAAGAAAAUAUAUUGUCAUUUGAAUAGAUGUCUGCUAAAUUUUCAGCUUUAGUAAACAGCUGACUGCAGGCAUUUGCGGAAGAUGUUAGUGCCUAUUUUUAAAUAUUCACUCAGCAGUGUCUUGCUACAUAGUGGUAGUUAAGUUUCUGGGCUGAGUUGAAAGGACGAGUUUUACUUAAAGUUCAAUUACUUCCUGAAAUUUAAAUCUUGGUUGAGGUCUAGCAUUGCCACAGGAGCUUUGAUUAGCUAUAAUGUAUGAUACAGCUAAAUAGUAACAAUAAAAUUACUAUAAGUAAUUAUAAGAAGUGCUUCUGAACUGGGUCCAUGUUGGGGAGAUUGGACUAAGGUCAAUAAAUUCAGCAGGGAAAUGUGUCCCAUUCACAACACAGCAGGCAUGUGGUUAGUUACUGCCUCUUUUAAAGUUUAAAGGUUGUUGUAUAAGGAAACAUUAUUAUAUCUUCCGUUUCAAUUGCUUCUUGAAUUUUGAGAUGUGCCAUAACAAUGGUAUUUCAUAGUAUUUGAUGUGAACUGUUAUUCCACAUGUGCAACCUGCAAUGAGACUCCACUUUGCCAUAAAGGAGGUAACUUAACUUGCAUAGUUAUUAUUGCCACAAUAAGUGGUAAAUCUUCUCGUGCAGUAACUGUGGUCAUGUUCAAGGUAGUGUGCUGAAGUUCAUUUACCUUGUGAAUAUUAAGUUCUUCAUUAAUAUCUAUUUUCUUUGGGAUCACCAGACCACACAUCACACAUUCGAAUAAAAUUUAUCUUGUAUAAAGGAUUCACGGGAACUUACCUUAAAUCUUUUUCCUCUUCCACCUUCUCCUGAGCAAUAAAUUUGAAAAUGGCUCAGAAGAUUAGGCACCCUAACGUAUCUGUACUGUUGAAGAUCGAUCGUAUGAUAUCCUUUCGUGGAGGUGCAACUCGCAUGCCAAUUUGUUUUUAGAUGGCGUUGCUUUGAUAUUCCCGGAAGAAUCUUUCCAAAAAAAUUUGAAGGUCAAUGUAACCUGAUAAAUACAAUGCGUCACUUUUAUUUAAAAUAUCUCGUUUGUGCUUAUUUAUGAAUCUUCAAAACCACUUACGAAACACCCACCUCUUCUUAUAAUCACUUUGUUUUGUAUCAUGAAUGUAAAUUAAUUUUAUAGGAGUACAAAUUGUAUUCUACAGAAUACAUGCAGUUCAUUGAUACUAGUCUCCUAUGGUAAUUUCCAUCUGUUUUUAUCAUGGACUGCUUGUUCUUGGGUAAAUUGUGAACCGAGUUAGUCAUGAAAAAAUUAUUUAUUAAAUCAUGAACAGUAUUGUGAUGUGGAUACUUCUAAACAGAAACAUGCUCAUGAACUGAAAUGAACAAUAUUACCAGUAAUUUGUCGCAUUGUCAAAUGAGGUGGGUGUGCACAAUAUGUAAUUUGUCUGUCUCUCUCUCACACACACAAAAUUGCGAGACAAUCCAAAAAAUUCCUAGCAUUAUUAUAAAAUCGAUUGUAAGUUACCCUUCAGUAUUGUUAUCCAUUGAGGUGGUUACUAUAAAAUUUUGAGUAGACCAUGACUAUGCAUGGUAAUGAAGAUGUCUUCUAGUGUAAUCAUACCAUAUUUCCAGAUUAUCUUCUUAGUUGAAUUUAGUAUCCAGUUUUCACUACCAUAUGGCACUGCCAUCACUUCAUAGAACUUGAGUAAUAUUCCGCUCCUAAUUUUACCUCUGAGAGUUCUUUUAAUUGCAUCUUUUCCUAAAAAUCUUAAUGUGUUGACGUGUUCUAUUUAUUCUAACUUCUAGAACGUGUUUGCAUCUUUGAGGUUGGAGUCCUUGGAUUGCCAUGGAUUUGAUUUACUUGUUAAUAUUUUCAAAUUAUAUAACUUCGUUAUUUUAUGGAGUUCGUAUACAUCUCUGCAAGUUGAAUUUUUUGAUGACAACUAUAACUUGGUCAACAGCAAAAAAUAAGUAUUUUAAUUCUAAUUAUUCCCUUUAAUAUGUCUGUUAUAUUAAGAUCUAAAAACCGCUUCUUCUACUCACUUACCAUGUUGUCGAGAUAUAAAAUAAAAAGUAUCAGUGACAGAAAGAGAGAACUCUUGUCCAAAAUCUUCAUUUAUGAUUUUCUACCAGGAAACAACUACACAAAAUCAUCAAUAUUUUUGUUUAUUAUUGAAACCCUUCUUUCUGGAGGUCUUUCUAUAAUUUGUUUGACAUUUUCAUAAGUGGAAAGUUAAAAGAUCCUGUAUGUUUAAUAUUGUGAAGAAAUUUCCUCUCUCCUCCCCCUCUUUUUGUGUGUGUAGGGGUCAUCAGUUAAUAUUGGAAAGGUAAAGGAAGUCCAUAAAUUACAUAACCCAAAUUUGGAAUAUUUUGAAUACCCUCUUGCCCCUGUAACAUUCAAAUGUAUGAUAGUUAAAAUGUGAAUUAGUUGGUAAUGAUGACUCAGGGGCAAGUUGUAAGUGAAGUAAGGAUGCCUACAUGAGACAAUUUUUGAUCAAGAUCUAU
Messenger RNA from Gryllus bimaculatus (two-spotted cricket), 13990 nucleotides. NCBI's taxonomy places the organism in Eukaryota, Metazoa, Arthropoda, Insecta, Orthoptera, Gryllidae. The record is from the annotation of a GenBank genome assembly.